This is a messenger RNA of Ectocarpus sp. CCAP 1310/34, 468 nucleotides long. The record is from the annotation of a GenBank genome assembly. NCBI's taxonomy places the organism in Eukaryota, Phaeophyceae, Ectocarpales, Ectocarpaceae.
AUGCGCGGUCGCUGUUUCCGGUGCGGCAAGAAGGGCCACCAGGUGGCCAACUGCCCCGAGAGCAAGCCCGUGCGAUGUGGGACAUGCAAGGGCUACGGCCACGACAAGAGCAAGUGCCCGACCGAAGAGGCGGUGCUCGUGGUGGAAGUGCCGGCGGGGGGAACGUCUGCGGACGCCACAGCACUGGACGUGGCAGAAGAAGCGCUGGUGGUCGAGACCAGACGUAGCAGCAUCCAGGUCCUUGAGGACAACCAGGGGGCCAUGGCGUUGGUGCAGAACCCUCUCAGCUCAGGUCGCACGAAACACAUCGACGUGCGGUUUCAUUUCAUCCGCGGAUUGUUUAGGUUGGGGGAAAUUUCGGUCAAGUUUGUCCCGACAACGGAGCAACACGCGGACGUCCUCACCAAGGCCCUUAGCAGGGCCAGUCUGCAGUAUCACCGGCGCAAGCUGAUGAAUUUGCCGGAGUAG